AUGGAGGAAAAAGAAAUCAACUUUCCUAGUGAGAAACAUGAAGUGGCACUGGAUCAAAUGCUACUUCUGUGUGUUCCCAGAUCAACUAACCUGGGCCUGACAGAAAACUCCCCCUUUCCAGAAUCUGCCCCUCAGGAGAUUCAAGUAUUACGGUUCCUGACAGAGCUUACCAGACUCUUUCAAAAGUGCAGAACUUCGGGGAGUGUUUUCAUAACGCUGAAGAAAUAUGAUGGCCGAACAAAACCAGUCCCACGCAAAGGCCACGUAGAAAGUUUCGAACCAGCAGACAAUAAGUGUCUUCUAAGAGCAACUGAUGGAAAGAAGAAAAUUAGCACAGUGGUGAGCUCAAAGGAAGUAAAUAAAUUCCAGAUGGCAUAUUCAAAUUUGCUGAGAGCUAACAUGGAUGGCUUGAAGAAAAAAGACAAGAAAAGCAAAAACAAGAAGAGUAAAGCAACACAGUGAUGGAACGGUGUCCUACCGUCACUAUAACAGACCUCACCCUUGCCCAAAGCAAAGUCCAUUUCUUUUUGAGUUACCACUUGUCUUUGGCUUUCCUUCCAGGAGGAUACUGUGAUGUGAUCAGUACUUUCAUUUAAACUGAGAGCGGAAGGUGCUUUCUGUGGAUUGUUGUAUGGCAGGAGUAUUUACAGGGUUAUACUGAAAUAGCUUUACACUCAGCUGCCAACUAGUUUUGUACUUAUACUGCUGUUUAUUUUGUAUUAUACAAGUGGGCAGCGUAAAACCUGUGUGGGGUGUAACAUAGGGUGAAGAGAAAUGUACCGUUCCAGGAGCAAAGUAAGACUGGAGCAGGAGUCUAAGUGACAGAUGCCCAGUUUUAUAGAUAAGCCUCAGUAGUACUAGGGAAAGUGGGUGCCAAUAUAUUAUCAGGAACAGCAGCUUUCCUGUUUCUGUCUUAUUUUGAGGGACGUGUCUACGUGAUGCAGUGCAGAUAUCCCUAUGGCAGCCAGCACAGUGCUUGAGCCAGCUGUGCCUUUGCUCCAUGCUGAUCCAGCUGUGCUGACCUUGGCUCAGGGUGGGGGGGGAGGGCAGGACUCUGCAUCAUGUUCCCUUCAGACAUGGCUUAAAAAUGCUCAUGUCACCUAAAUUUUUUUUUUUUUUAAACUUCAUCCUUCAGUACAUUCAGGGAUCUGAAUUUCCCUCUAUUUCACAUCUUAAAGUAGCUCCUUCAUAUGAGCAGAUGUAAAAGGUGAAUACUUAAUUGUUCCUAUUAAACACAAUAAGAAAUGGA
Molecule: messenger RNA, 1249 nt
Organism: Aptenodytes forsteri (emperor penguin)
Lineage: Eukaryota; Metazoa; Chordata; Aves; Sphenisciformes; Spheniscidae
Gene: SRP14
Product: signal recognition particle 14
Exons: 5
Coding region: 1-462 (153 amino acids)
Biological process (GO): SRP-dependent cotranslational protein targeting to membrane
Cellular component (GO): signal recognition particle, endoplasmic reticulum targeting
Molecular function (GO): 7S RNA binding; endoplasmic reticulum signal sequence receptor activity
Source: RefSeq, a predicted model, not a curated record